AUGAGCCGAAAUAACGAUAGUAUGCAGGUAAAUGGAUCCUGGGGCCUCCCUGCUUUCGUGUGUGACGUGUACAUUGCGAUGGAUGUCACCUCAUCCACCUCAAGCAUAUUUAAUCUCGUUGCCAUCUCCGUUGAUAGGUACAUUGCAGUAACACAGCCAAUUAAAUACGCGAAACACAAGAACAACCGGCGAGUCUGGUUCACCAUAGUGUUGGUGUGGCUGAUCUCAGCGGCGAUCGGCGCGCCCAUCGUCCUAGGCUUGAAUGACACGCCAGACAGAAACUUUGACGAGUGCCUCUUCAAUAGUCAAAACUACGUUAUCUACUCGUCGCUCGGAUCCUUCUACAUACCCUGCAUCAUGAUGAUGUUCUUAUAUUAUAAUAUUUUUAAGGCUUUAAGAAAGCGUGCGAAAAAACAAAGAGCAGCCAAGAAGCCUCCAGUGUCUGGGGACCCAACAACUGGUGCUACUACAGCCAUAGUUAUAGAAAAUGUGGCUCAAACCAGAAGACUGGCAGAAACAGCACUUCAUGAUGAUAGACCUACAAAUACUGGGUCUGGGAGUAAUGAAGAGGAUCAUGAAGAUAGUUUCGACAAGAGAUCAGCAGAUCUAGAAGCUGAUGCUGAUGAGUGCCACGUCAUUCCUAACGACAAAUCUACAGAAUUUAUGCUAGCCACUGUUGCUGAGGAAAUAACCAUAACACCAAAAAGAAACAUCAACCAAUCCGUUCCUGACCCAAAUGGGAACAACGAUUCAGGGUAUGCGCCUUCUAACCUUGAAGAUACCAUCAGAGAACAUGUCUCUCCGCCUGGAUCACCUGGAUUAAAAGACGCAACAGUAUUAAAGAACAUGGCCUUUGAUAAUAGCAAGUGGAAGAAGAAUGGCAAGUCAAAAACGGAUUCCAGAAAUGUUUCCUUGCAAAUCCGUUCAGAAGAUGACCAAGUUACAGGCAGUUCGUUUGACCUUAGAGACGGGUCUAGCUCAAAGAAAGAGAGAAAAGCAAGUGCAGCCACCGCGCGCUUUACAAUAUACAAAGCAAAUAAAGCAAGUAAGAAGAAGAGAGAAAAGUUUAGUGCAAAAAAGGAAAGGAAGGCAACCAAAACAUUAGCUAUAGUUUUAGGUGUUUUCCUAUUCUGCUGGGCCCCAUUCUUCACGUGCUCUGUCCUUGGAGCCAUCUGUGACAAGAUCGGCCUCUCCUUUGAUCCAGGAGUGACGGUAUUUAUCCUCACGACGUGGUUGGGUUACAUCAACUCGUUCCUCAAUCCUGUUAUUUACACCAUCUUCAACCCCGAGUUCCGGAAGGCCUUUAGAAAAAUACUCCACUGCGGCACCUAG
Arctia plantaginis is the source of this 1332-nucleotide messenger RNA. The record is from the annotation of a GenBank genome assembly. NCBI's taxonomy places the organism in Eukaryota, Metazoa, Arthropoda, Insecta, Lepidoptera, Erebidae.